This is a messenger RNA of Chaetomium fimeti, 928 nucleotides long. RefSeq lists its product as uncharacterized. NCBI's taxonomy places the organism in Eukaryota, Fungi, Ascomycota, Sordariomycetes, Sordariales, Chaetomiaceae. The transcript has 2 exons. The annotation marks the transcript as partial. The record is from RefSeq and is a predicted model, not a curated record.
AGUUUCCCCCUGCCAACGCAUGGGCAUUGACCAUGGCGCCAUCGGAGAGGCACCUGUUUCCUCCACAUUAACGGACGUCGUGGCCUUGCUUAGUGUACGUUUGUUGCCGGCUAGAGAGGCCCGAGAUCCGCUCGCUGCAAAUCUCGCUGUCGGGCCCCCUGUUUGACGUCAAUCGGGUCGCAAUCAUCAUCCUGAGCAAGAACUUUCUGAACCUCGGUUCAAUCAUCGUAUGGCGGCAUUUCGUUCUGGGCCUCGGCUGUUGCCUGUCCACUGGAUUAUUCUCCCGUUCAAACAUUCUGGCGGGUUGGAUCCGAAAAAGUGCGGAUGGCUAAGAAAUGUCGUGUAUAUAUCGAGCGUCGACUUCCUUUCCGUGGUGGACGGGACAACCAUGAUCUUUCCCCACCAUAGCCGCAACUUCCGCUUAUCACCUACCCUACCUGUCCGCUCCGAAACCUCCCAUCACUAUGUCCUCCUCAUUCUACAUGAGUGAUAUCGGCGGCUCCGAUCUGGGUGCUGAAUACCUCUGGCCCUUCCCUGAGAACGGGGAAGGAAUCCGAAGUCUCCCGGUUCCGGGGGUUCUAUGUCGAACCUGUUCCGCCAAUGGUGAAGAGAUAUGGGUUGUUCCAGGGCUCAUCUGCGCCAAAUGCCGGACGCCGGCCUCAGACGAGGACCUUUUUACCGACCUUUGCCACGAGGAUAGUCAACUAUGAUAGCGACGGCUUUCAGGGAUAGCUCAUCCUACGCCCAGGGAAGUGUGGAUUAGCUAUCAGUGAUCAAAGGCAACGGGAGCCAGCAAUAAAGCAGUAUUCAAACCGAGUCUUUUUGUAGUUUGCCCUCGUUGUGGUCUGGUUAACAUUAAUGUGCGGGCCAAAGAGACUCAACUCCAGACAAUGGCCGGAUAAUUAAUAAAGUGUUGCUCUAACUGGAA